GUCAGAAUUCACCUGGAUACCGGAGCGCGCGCACGGGCCACUCAGCAGCUGUCAAUCACUGCAGACGCUCAGAGAUUAAUUACACAGGACAGACAUUUUUUCGUGGAUGUUUCGCCUGUUUGUAUUGCUCCAGGCUUAAGUGCACUAAUACAAGUUUGGGGAAAAAGUUCCGGGAGAGUUGCCUAAAGCACCGGACAGCGCAGGACACUAACGGGGCUCCCUGUAUUUGAUCUAAAAUUGUUUCAUAAUCUCAUAAAUAGCUGACUGAUCGACACGGAAACGGCUGAUUUGGUCCAGUUAAAAUGAAUCACUGGAAAGUCCUUGAAGUUUCCCUGAUACUGUUAUUGGCCGUUGCAGCUGGGUGUGGCCAGGUGCUGGACCGCUCACUCAGUCUGUCCAAUGAGAGGAGUUCUAUUGAGAGAACAUACGAGCUAACCAAAUACCUGGACCACCAGCUGAAAGAAAUCAGAGACACUUACCUGUCGUAUCUUGGACCUCCGUUCAAUGAUCCCGGCUUCUCCCCUCCACGUCCUAAUAGCUCCUCUUUAUCCGUGCCCAGUGCAGCUACACGGGUGGACUUAUGGCGUGGGCUGGAGAAUGGUGCCCGUCUGGCACAGAACCAGCGUGCGUACAGCAUUCUUCUCUGUGCUGUGAGGGAGCUGGCACGCUCCACCUUGUGCCCGUACCUCCAGAGCUCCCUACUCCAUUUCUGCUCCGGACUCAGUGGGUUACUCGGCUCAAUAUCAGGGCUGAUGAAUGCCCUGGGCUACACCUCACCUCCCUAUGGCAAUUUACUAAUGUCCCCAGGAUAUGCCACGCCUGCUCAAGGAUACACCCCACCCCUGUUGUCUCAGUAUCAGGGAGUGGACGAGAACAGCCCCGCCCCUCUACGGAGUCACAUGCCUCGAAACCAAGGUGUUUUGGGUGUAAGAGAGGGAACGAGUCACGCGGACAAUAAGCGAGACAGAGAGAGGGAGAGGGGGAGGAGAGGAAGGAGAAGAGAAGGAGAGAGCUGGGUAGCCAAAGAGGAGGGCGAGCAGGAAGAGGGAAUGGAGAGAUGGGGAAAGAGGAGAAGAUUACUAAGUGUUGAAGAGGAGACUUCAACAAAACUGAACUACAACAAUAAUAUCAAUAACAACAAUAUGAACAGCACAAUUCUCAAAUUUGGAUAUGGUGAUGGAGAAAUUAACCAGAAGCAGCCUGUACUCUUUACCUCGCUAUCUCUCCAUCCUCGUCGCUCUAUGCGCUCUGUAUCGUCCUCUCAUCCCGGUCUCUCUCCGCUCUCCCUCGUCUAUCAGUACGGAGGGUCGGCAGAGGUUCACACAUUGCUGGCGGCCCCAAUGCUCUCGUCUCACCCAGCCCCUAACGACUUCUCACGGAAGGUGGAGGGAUUCUGGGUGCUGCGAGAACUGCAGAGCUGGCUGUGGAGGUCAGCCAAAGACUUCACCCGACUGAAGAGACGACUACGUGUUUGAAAAAACAAAACAAAGGCUUUGUUCCAAAACCUUGUCAGCUGCCUUGCUGUCCACUGCCUACACACACAGCUGCCUUUUAUAGCCAGGUUCACACUGUGGGAUUUUAAUGCCACAAUGUUGAGUCUGAGACAAAUUUUGGGAUCAUAGAAAACAUUAGCAUGACAUUAGCAUGUUGACACUGACAAUUGACAUUAGCAUGUUGCUAAGCUAACAACACAAUGCUCUAAGAAGCAAACAAAUGCCCAGCACACACAAAUACUAGGUGCACUUGUAAUUUGUUUUAAUUAGAAUGUUUUAAUAGUUUGCACAUUUCAAAAGGUUUCUUAUUAAAAAUGAUCAGUAAUGAAUAAGAUUCUGAUUAUAUUUAUAUUCAACAUUUUCACUGGACUUGUUGCAUUCAGGGAUUUCUACAUAAAGAAUAUAUGUGAUGAUGUCCCAGAUUUAGCAGAAACUAGGCAGCUCGCAUAAUUAAACUUUCACCCCAAAAUGAAAAUUCUGUAAUUAUUUACUCAACCUCAUGUCUUUCGAUCUAUGGAACAUAAUAGGAGACGUGAUCAGUGUUAAACUUGUCAACGAAAUUACUGACCAAAAUGUUUGUUCACGAAGGGCUUUUUGAUUUCGUCAUCAAUAACCAAGGCAAACUGGGUCUAAUAAAACAAGCCCCAAAAAACGUGAGUGUAUUCUGGAAAUAAUUACCAAAAACGCUAAAUAAGUUGACAUGGCAACACUAGUUAUACACUAGUCAGAAUGCAUAACUAGCACUGUGAGUAUGCUGUUCCCGUAAAUACACGCUACACAUAAUGCAAUAUCCUAAACUGUCAAAAAAUAUAAUAUUCUCUAAAGCAUGACGAAUUCACAACAUAGAAACUUCUAAAAAGUAUAGGCCUAUCUGUAUUUAUUAAUUCAGGAGCUCAGGUUUUCAGGACAGUUUUCUCAUGAUAUGUUAAAUAUCUUUAAAAUGUUUGAUAUGUUUAAAUAAAUGUUUGUACAUUUAUUUAAAGGAAUAUUCUGUGUUCAGUACAAGUUAAACUCAAUCGACAGCAUUUUGUGGCAUAAUGUUGAUACCACAAAAAAUUAUUUUAACUUUUUUCUUAGAGAAAAGCAAAUAUUGCUAUUGAGAGGCACUUGCACAAGUAAAUAGGGUCCAUUUUAUAAAAAAGAUUUUAAGGCAGAAAUAUGAAGCUUAUAAUUUUAUAAAAGCAUUUAAAUGAAUUCGUCUGUUAAAACUCAUAUAUUAUUUGAGUGGUGCUGUUCGUCAGUAAAUCGUCAUUUACUGGGAAUACAGCAUUACGUCGUCAAGGCAACAAAGUUGUACAAUUGGAUAUAACUUUACACAGAAAAGGUUAGUAAGCAAUUUUAUCACACUAAAAUCAUGUUAACACACAUAUUGUUUACGCUCAUGUGGCUAUACUUUUGAAAAAGUGAGUAUGGAUUGGCUCCAUUCUCUUCCAGAAUUUAUUUUAGAUUUUUUCAAUUUCGAAUUUCAAUGCGCUCUAAGUCCUUGUGUUGGCGUAGUGACUUGCCUCAAUCCAGGUGGUGGAGGAUGAAUCUCAGUUGCCUCUGCAUCUGAGACCGUCAAUCCCUACAUCUUAUCACGUGACUUGUUGAGCACGUUACCACGGAGACCUAGUGCGUGUGGAGGCUUCAUGCUAUUCUCCGCAGCAUCCACGCACAACUCACCAUGCGCCCCACCGAGAGCAAUUAUGGCUACCACGAGGAGGCUAACCCAACGUGACUCUACCCACCCUAGCAACCAGGCCAAUUGGUUGCUUAGGAAGCCUGGCUGGAGUCACUCAGCACACCCUGGAUUCAAACUUGCGACUCCAGAUGUGGCAGUCAGCAUCUUUUCUUGCUGAGCUACGCAGUCCCCCGAAUUUUGCCUUUUUUAAAGAGACGGAGGGACUAGUAGAUAUUAAUUAUUGUGGCAAUCAACAUUAUGUAACAAAUGCUGUUGAAUGAGCUUAACUUGCAUUGA
This is a messenger RNA of Xyrauchen texanus (razorback sucker), 3450 nucleotides long. RefSeq lists its product as uncharacterized. The transcript has 3 exons. NCBI's taxonomy places the organism in Eukaryota, Metazoa, Chordata, Actinopteri, Cypriniformes, Catostomidae. The coding region runs from base 303 to 1475 and encodes 390 amino acids. The record is from RefSeq and is a predicted model, not a curated record.